Messenger RNA from Pecten maximus, 5568 nucleotides. RefSeq names its product dihydropyrimidinase-like. The transcript is spliced from 16 exons. Gene Ontology annotation, cellular component: cytosol; cytoplasm. Bases 162 to 2210 code for a protein of 682 amino acids. The record is from RefSeq and is a predicted model, not a curated record. Gene Ontology annotation, molecular function: dihydropyrimidinase activity. NCBI's taxonomy places the organism in Eukaryota, Metazoa, Mollusca, Bivalvia, Pectinida, Pectinidae. Gene Ontology annotation, biological process: pyrimidine nucleobase catabolic process.
CAACACAUUUGUAAGUGUGUUCGGUGUUGUUGGGGAGCUUUGCUGAACAUCACAUGUGAUACAAGUUUACAUCGGUUUGUGGAGGAUAAUUACACUGUUUACCCAAGGUCACUUUUUAUAUCCAGUGAAGUUGAUAGCAGGAUUAGAAGAUCACCUUAAUCAUGGCUGACAAGAAGAAGGAUCCCAAGGAUGAUGACGACUUCGACUUUUUUGCACCACAUCCUCAUCCCACCAAAGUGAGAGUAAAGAACUCUUUCUUCAACAUGGUACCAGAUGCAUAUAGUGGAAAAUCCAUUGAUUUCAAAGAAGAUCCAAGGAGGACUCCAACCAAGAAACCCAAUAAGAGUAUUGCAGAGGCUGAGAAUGAAGAGACGAAGGAAGAAGAGACGAAGGAAGAAGAGAAGAAGAAGGAAGAAGUACCUCCUGUGGAAGAGAAGCUGGAGGCAGAAGCUGUGGUGACACAGGAGGCCAACCCCUGGGAUCAGUCAGACACGAGUGCACAGUCACGGCUGUUCCUUAAAGGAGGCAAAAUAGUUAACGAUGAUCAGUCUUUUGAUGCAGAUAUCUAUAUUGAAGAUGGAAUUAUCAAACAGGUGGGUAACAAUCUCGUCAUUCCUGGGGGAUCACGGACGAUUGACGCCCGCGGCAAACUCAUUAUACCAGGCGGUAUUGACACACAUACACACAUGCAGUUGCCAUUUAUGGGAACAUUUGCCGUGGACGAUUUUUACAGUGGAACCAAGGCGGCUCUUGCAGGAGGGACAACCAUGAUCAUUGAUUUUGUCCUGGACCAAAAGAAUGUAUCCCUACUGGAAGCGUAUGACAAAUGGAGGAACUGGGCUGAUGGCAAAGUCUGCUGUGACUAUGGCCUUCAUGUUGGUGUCACAUGGUGGUCAGACCAGGUCUCCAAGGAGAUGGAGAUCCUUUGUAAAGAGAAAGGUGUGAACUCGUUCAAGGUGUUCCUGGCAUACAAGGAUGUUUUCAUGUUGGAAGAUGAUGAAGUAUACCAGACCUUCACACGGUGUCGAGAGCUAGGAGCCAUUGGCAUGGUCCACGCCGAGAAUGGACAUUUAAUUGCAGAGAAAUCACUGGAGAUGAUAGAGAAUGGUAUCACUGGGCCCGAGGGUCAUGAAAUGUGUCGCCCAGAGGAGGUGGAAGGUGAGGCUGUCAACAGAGCCGUUACGAUAGCCAGUCAGGCCAACUGUCCACUUUACAUAUGUAAGAUCAUGAGCCGGACAGCUGCCAAUGCAUUGGCUGAUAGUCGUAGGAAAGGCAAUGUUGUGUUUGGGGAACCAAUUGCUGCUAGUCUGGGUACAGAUGGAACCCACUACUGGAACAAAUGCUGGAGACAUGGGGCAGGGCAUGUAAUGGGACCACCACUUAGACCUGACUCUACCACCCCAGGCUAUCUCAUGGACCUGUUGGCAAAUAAUGACCUUCAAGUAACUGGAACAGAUAACUGUACAUUUAACGCUGACCAGAAGGCUUUGGGCAAGGACGAUUUUAGAAAGAUACCUAACGGUGUGAAUGGUGUGGAGGAUAGAAUGUCGGUCAUCUGGGAAAAGGGAGUGGCAUCUGGUAAGAUGGAUCCUUGUAGGUUUGUAGCUGUCACUAGUACAAAUGCUGCCAAGAUCUUCAACAUUUAUCCUCAAAAGGGCCGUAUUGCAGUAGGAUCUGAUGCAGACAUCGUAAUCUGGGACCCCAAGGCGACCAGGACUAUCUCUGCUAAGACCCACCAUCAAGCUGUAGAUUUCAAUAUAUUUGAGGGCAUGACAUGUCACGGUGUGCCAGAGUAUGUCAUUACCAACGGCCAUGUCGUGUUAGACGAGGGACAGUUGCGUGUGACACAGGGAAUGGGCCGAUUUAUUCCAACACCAUGUAACUCGGAAAUUGCAUUUAGCCGAAUCAGAGAGAGGGAGAGGACCUGUAAGCCAUGUAAGGUAGAGAGAGAUGGAUACGAAGGACCAGUCGCCAAGCUGGAUGGAAAUGCUCCCGAGAUGAUUACAAGGAGUAGUAACCCAAUCCUGUCUGCGGACGCGGGAUCGGACAAGUUUAAUUCUCACAGUCGACCAGCUACCAGCAGCGGUGGGAGAAACCUUCAUGACUCUAGCUUUAGCCUCAGUGGUGCUCAAUAUGAUGACAAACAGGCUAGAAAACCAUCAACACGCACGCUAAACCCACCAGGCGGGAGAUCCGACGGCAUCUGGUAAACACGGCAGGUUUAACACUGGAUAACGGGGUUACAGGGGCCAUGAGUGACAGAGAUGGGUCUGUUUUAUUUCAUGAAUAUGCAGCAGUAACUGAUUGCCGCUUUUAUUGUUAGUUUGUGGAGCAGGUCUAGGUCAUUUCAAGUCAAGGUCAAGGUCAGGGAUUGUAGAGCUAACUGUCUCCAAUCAGAAAAGUAGCAUGUCCAGCUUGUACUCAACUUAGAUAUAUAAACAAAACAAAGACUUUUUGAAUUUCAAAAUAGGAUUUAAAAUUUGAAUUUGUACAUUUGAUAUAUAUAUAUAUAUAUUGAGAGUAGAAAUGGAUUUGUAGGGUCCAUCAUAACCAAACAAAACCUACAACUCUCUUUGUCAGCCAUUUUAUCUAUACAUAUUUGUUUUUGCAAUCAUUAUGUUAUUGACUUCCAUAUUUUAAACCGGUUGUAAUCAGUGUUGUCAGUCUUGAAAGUUUGGAUCAUUUCUCUGACUGAGCAGUUGAUGAGAUCUCAGUCUGUUUAUUUGAUGGCAAAUGAAAAAGUGAAUUCAAGAAUCAGAAGAAAUUCUGGCCUGAUUAUUUGUACAAUAUGAAUGGAGUGAAGAUGAAAGGGAAUAUUUAGAUGUCACUAUGACUAGGAUUGAGACUGUUGGUGCCUUUCCUCCGAUGUAAUGAAUCUCGUAUCACAGAAUCCUCAAAUACAUACAGACCAUCUGUUUCAAGUGGUUUAACUCAUAGCUCAUAUCUACUCUGCAACACAGUAACAAACUUAAUUGUACUGUUUUAUAGAUCUGGUGCGUUUAUACCUUAAAUUAUUAAUUAAUGACAAUCAAAAAUAGCCUUAACAAUAAAAUCACCUAACCAAUAGGUUCUGAAUUCUAGAAUACACCUUAUUAGUUUGAUACACAAAGACCUCCUAUAUUAGAAUGUGUUGAUGUUCGUGAAAUGGUUUAGGAAUCGAGUCCUAAGGGGAUAUGUUGUUGAUGUGUUCGUGUUCUACACCCUCAUCUACUUGGAAACCAUCGGAAUGUUGGAAGUUUACACGAGGACUACAUAAACUGAUAUCCAAAUUAAUAUACAUGUCUUUAACUUCAUUUAUAUCAAUCUAUGGUGAUAAUACUUAAAAUUAAAAACCAAAAUUACAAUAUACUGCUGCUCCGUUCGAAUUACUAAUAAACCUGUUGUUGUCUACUUUAUUUGUACACCGUGAUCUCUGACUUUAGACAAAACGGUUUCAUUAUAAAAUUGGAUUUGCCAUUGUGGAUGUGAGGGGGUUGCCUUCGGAUCUGUCUCCCCAUAACAUGUACUUAUCACUCUGCUAAGUCUCUGGGUUUAUACACUGUGCCCUUAUGGUUCUGCAAUUUAUAUUUGGUGAAAAAUAUUGUUAUGUGAGAUUGUUUAUGAGCUUAAACAGUAUUUAAUUUGUGUCAGUGGAAAUAGCAUUAUGUAUAUUUAUGCUGAACUGUUUUAAAAGUCCUGCAACCAACUUAUAUCCGAUUAUCAUGCCUUAAAUGUUACGGAUUAGAAUUAGGAAUGAAUUUCAGUUGUGAAAGAACAUUUCAAAGUCAAGAAAAACAUCCUGAAAAAUAUUCAGAAUUAAUUAUUUUGAUUGUAAGAAUUUGUAUUAAUAGUUAGUAUUCUUGUAUCAUUUCCUGUCAAAUUCAUUGUACAUAUGAAUGGCUGGUAUUAUCAGUACUGUGUAUUUGUAUGUAUGACAUCUGGGUCCAAGUUUCACAGACAGAUCUAAUUUACUAAAGGUUAGUAUAAUAAGAGACUUGAAAUGAGGGAAAUUUGUUACAGUAGCUAGGAAGAUAGUCUGUGAACCUCAUGGGCCUGGUAUAUUUGUGUAUAAAUUGUCAUUGAAUAUAAGUGUGGUGAACAUCCUGGGUGAUUAACAGUCUGCACAUGUGUUAGUAAUACUUAGAGGGAAAGAAAAAGGUCCUUGAACUCCAUCACUAUUUUCUGACGGUGAAGUAAAUUUGACCUGUUACCAGUGAAUCUGACAGCAUUAAAGUAUUGAAAUUUUCUCUUAAGAUAAACAGAGAUCUUCCUUUUUGAAAACAAAAAUUGGUAAUAAAGUAAAAUAUGUACAUUGUGUAAUUAGAUUUGCAUAGACACAAGUUUUCACUGAUCAUUUCUUUUUCUGUGUGAGAGAAAUAUAAUUAAAUUGAUAAAUUGAAACUAAAAAUGAAGAAAUGAUUUGAACAUUGUAAGUUACUAUAAAAGAAAUCUGUGAUGCAUUGAUGCUUUCACUGGUGUAUACAAGAUUAUUUUUGUGUUUGAAAUAAUUAAUCACUGCAGUAUUUAACACACUGCAAACAAUUUCUCUUGAUUGAAUGCUCUGAUCUAUAGUACAAGGAAACACAUUGGUCAUUGUGGAACCUAUAGAUGGAUAUAAUAGGGUAAUCUUAGUUUCACCUCCAGGCAUUCUCUUUGGAUGUCAGUGUUGGUACACGCUAGAUCACUGUAAAUUUCUCUCCUUUAUCCUCUGGAUAUUCAACACACUUGGUAUCCGUCAAGAAAAGCAUCAAUAUUUAGUCCCAAAUUAUUUCUUGUGAACAAGUUUGAUUCACUGAAUAUUUCAGGCUAGGGAUAUAACACUGAUUUGUUAUCAAUAGAGAAUGUUAUUUCCAAAUUACCUCCCUUUGCUUUGUUUGGUUGUUAGUUAUACAAGAAACCAUGCUAGUAUCCAGUAUGUGAUUAAGUUGUCUGUAUGGAGUCGUUAUUUGGUACAUGUAUUUACAUGAAUCAUGUGUUUUUGAUGUUAUUGUAACCUCAUAAAUUAUUUGUUGGUUUAUAUAGUAGAAAUGCUUGUGCUAUUUCUGUAAAUCUCUUCAUUUUCAGUAAAUGUUAAACUACUUGCCUGGACAAAUUUCCAUGUGAACAAAAGAUCUCAAGAUUUGUUUUGGAAAUAAAGCUUUUCCCUUUCACUGGAAGUCUUUGGUUAAUGGAAAGUUUUUAUUGACAAAUAAGUGAGAAACAACACUUUUAUGAGACUUCAAUUAAUCAUACUCAUCUUCCUUUCUAGAAAGGUGUACAGAUGGAAGGGCAGGUGCUCAUACUAGGUCAAAUAUGGUACUUAGAUAUUUUACCAUCAUUUUACCAUCCAAAUGAUGAGUGACUACCGUAACAGUGUGUACUGUGAGAGUUUAACACCUACUCUGACAUGAUCUUGUGUAAAAUAAGUCUUAAAUAUUCUGAAUGAAGGUCAAUAUUUGUGUAUCCUGAAAGUGAAGUGAUUGACAAAUUUCAGCAGGAGUUAAUCAUUACAAACACUGCCUUUGUAACUAUGUCAGCUAGAGUUUGUCCUGUCAGCAAUAUUUCAAAUACUUUUCUGUAUGGAAUAAAUAUUAAGUUAAAGAAACUAAA